AUGUUUCUCUACAGACUGCUCUACCCAGAACCACCCCCCGUGGAGAUCAUGGAAGAGGUGCGCAAACGGACACCCGUGCCGUUGUCGUUUGAACUCAUCCGACAAACCGAGAUUUUCAUCGAAGAAACCCUCUAUCCACAAGCCUUCAGUCUUUUACUCGAUGUACUCGCAUCAGGCAACGUAUGCUCGGAGACGGGCACUGUCGCGUCAACACCGGUGGUGAUCCCUCAGCCGCAACACCUUGCCAUCGCUGCGACGAUGCUCGUCCAUCCGUUCACGACAACACGCGCCAAACUGGACGCCGAGAAAGAGGCUCCGAACAUCGCUUUGCGUCUGCUUCGGCUCACGAACUCCCUUGUUGGUCCGACGGCGGCGCAGUUUCAUACCGCGUUCGCUUUCACUCAUUUCGAGACCACCCGCCGCGGGACGCGACGUGCGAACAGCCCGGCGCUAAAUGAACCCUUGACCGAGGAGAAGAAGAAGGCAUGGGAAGCGAGCUACAGUGGAGGCCGUUCGUUGUGGAAUGAGGCUGAGGACUUCUGGCAUGCUGUCGGCUGGGCGUUCAAUUGCUCGGUGUUACACCCGGCCCAGUGGAAACACUGGCAUCUAUGGCUUCAGUUCAUGUGUCAGGUACUUGAAGAUGAUUGGGCCGAUCGCGAGCAACAGUACGGCGAGGCCCAGGAGAAAGAAACUCAACAGAGGUCAGACAGAGAAGCUUCGAUCAUCGACCACCCAGAGCCAGCAACAGACAAAGGCAGAGGGGGUCGGCCACGCAAAAGCGACAAAGUCAAACAGAAGGAUGGACUUGAGAUUUUCCGAGACAGUCUACUCUAUCAAUACGUCAUGUCAGACAAUACCUAUGGGCGAAACCGCAGGAUCAUGCGAGCCAUUUUCGCAGACGGCCAGCCCAAAUCGGCCGAAUUCCGGUCCGUCUUCGAGGAUGAGAUCAAAGCUCCCAGACGCAAGAAGGUCGGGUCAAAUCUCAGGAAAAGAGCAGGAGUUGACCUCAGCAAAGGAGAAUAUGGAGAUUACCAAAACGACUCGGACGACGAGUACGCCAGUCUCAAGGAAUCCAGAGCCUCGCCUACACCCGGACAGAACAGACUACUUCGAGCGCCUAAGCGUAUCCGUCAGACACGAAAUUCAAAAGACACAGCCACGGACUCCGAAUCAGAAGCAAGCGACAUAGUCGCAGAUCAUGAAAACGGCAUCGCUUCCAUAGGCGGCUACAAUGCCCUUGCUCUCCGACAACGACUUCUCGGUCUCCUUUCCAAAUUCUCAGUCACGCUCCCAAAGGACUUCUUGCCAAUGGACGAUAUCUACCACAUGUUCGCAGAGAAUAUCCGUGACCUCCCUCUUCCUGUGUUCCAACACAUGGUCACCCCCUCCAACCUCCAGGGUCUCGAACCAGAAGCGCACUCCAGUCUCUGUGAGAUGAUAUUCUUCGUCAUGCGCGAGAGCUCCGCCCCGACUUCUGAAGAUGACUUCCUGACCGCGGCGAAGUUGGAAACAUGUUUCCUCCCGUACAUGGCGGCGAGUCCAACUGCGGCGAAUAAUGCCAAGAUAUCCAUAUUGCUCGAGGCUAUGAUGGCCUUGCUAUAUAAUGAGAAGAUGCUUUCUGCGACCCCGGGGCUGGUCAAGGCGGCUCGGACAGGCAUUGAGCGUCGGCAGGAUGCUUGUCGUGGUGAUAGCAAUACCAUGGCGGCGGCCUAUUUGCGGGAAAGUAGCUUUCGGAUACAGUUUAUGGUGGACUCUAUUCUGCCUUGA
Molecule: messenger RNA, 1767 nt
Organism: Penicillium olsonii
Lineage: Eukaryota; Fungi; Ascomycota; Eurotiomycetes; Eurotiales; Aspergillaceae
Source: the annotation of a GenBank genome assembly